Molecule: messenger RNA, 2469 nt
Organism: Mercenaria mercenaria
Lineage: Eukaryota; Metazoa; Mollusca; Bivalvia; Venerida; Veneridae
Exons: 3
Coding region: 587-1180 (197 amino acids)
Source: RefSeq, a predicted model, not a curated record
UUUAUAGGAAGCGUACCGGGACUUGUUAAAUUCAAAUAAACCACACUGUUCAAGUUUUGUCUUGCAUAAUAAAUGCUGCUUAUCACAUAUAUAUGUAGCUAACUUUGGUGACUAGUUUCUUUACUUCUGCAAGCGCUAAAAAAACUACGGCGUAGUAUGCCGCGCGCACGAGAUAACCCGUGCGUCCGAUAUGCAGUUGUAGUUAAGUCCGUACGACAUAGUAAAUUAUGCUCACGAGAUAAAAUGCCGUACGCGUGUCUGAAAAAUAUUUUCGAAUGACACGUUCAGGCUUCCGUAUUAGGUUAUUCGCAUACAUGUAUGAAACAGAAUUCGGACAUUUAAGUAUCUAAUUUAUCAAUUACAAAUACCCCUUUCAAAGUGCAACCAAUCCUACUGUAAUCUUUUGCCUACAGUUAGUAAUGAACUUGUAUCGUCAGAAUAAAUUAUCUAGUUUCGAGUCGAAAAUACUCUUGUGGGAAGUCUAUUGUCGUUUUAAACAUUCUGGGUAGUGUAGUUACUAACGCUUUCAGGAAUAAGUUUUUUGUUAGAUUUUAUACCGCUACUUAGAGUAUCUAGACGGGGAAAAAUGUAUAAUUUGUUCUUCAUAAAAGUCUCCAUGAUGAUCUGUAGUAUAUUUUUCUCGGGCUAUUUUGCGUUUUUCAAACUCGGUGCAACGGAAAACGCUGUGAAACACGAUGGAGAAAACCGGCACGAAGUUUUCGUGGUUGCGGACAAAGAAAGUGAUGCAAAUGAAUUCGAAUUGGAUAGAGAAGCUGACGACGAUAGACCGAAAGCUUUAGAAUACUGGGAACAUUUUAUAAACACGAACAAUUUUACGGCCAUAGGAGAAAUUUACGAUAAUUGCGGUGAGAAAAUUUCGUUCGAAAUAUUUCCUUUUUUGGAAACCCUUAUAUACUCUGAGCUGGUUGGCGGAAGAUUUUUCCUCGAAGUAAAAUAUAAUGGCAAAGACCUGUACAGUAACAACUGGGAACUAUGUACACUAGAUGAAGACUACGAUGACCGGAUCGUAUACUGCCCCUUCUAUCCCGGAGAGUAUUCGUUUGUCAAGGACAAAUCCCUAUAUACUUACCAAAGGUGGGAUAGGUUCGAGUCGAAGGCUUGGAUAACAGACCAAGAGGAUCGGACUAUUGUCUGUGGCUAUUCAGAUUUCACCCUUUAAAGUAUGGUUUCAUCUGAACUUUAUUUGGACUCGAUUAAAGUAAUAACAUUUUCUGAAUGCGUCACAUAUAUGUUGAGUUUCUAAUACCAUUCUGAAAUGUCCAUAAAUGUUUUUUAUGCAGUUAUAUUAAUUUCUAAACAGGUGUUAGCAUCAAACUAGCUUGUAAAAUCUAGUUUUUAUAAAAUCUGGAUUUCUCUAGGUAGUUGAAAUGUGCAUAAAUAUGUGACCCGUCAAUCCAUAAGCAUAUGAUAUCUAACUUUUACUUCUAGCCCCUUCUUACAAUGUAACGCUUUGUAAACAUGGAAGGGCAACGUCGUUACAGUGGUCAGUCUGUCUGCUAGCUAUUAUCUAUUUAAGGGAGAAAAUAUGUUCAAAAUCGGCUUGAAAACGAAAAUUGUAUAUAUUUGAUAAAAAUUGCAAUAGUUUUAUUUCCAUAGCAACAUAAAAUAAAGUGGUGAUUUACCUUAUUUUAAUCAUUUAUUUGAACUGUAUUUUCUUACUUCUGAAAUGAUGAUCUUUCUUUGUUGGUUUUUACCAAUUUGAAUAAAAGGUGUGAUUUUGUUUUACAUCUUGAACUAAGGACACUUUGGUGUUAUAUUUCUGCAGUAUGAUAAUCUGUUAUGGUCCGCGAACAGAUUCCCAUUAGUAAGCAAGUCUGUCCACAGUAUUUCGGUUGUCCAAUAACUCUUAACAUGAAUUUUUCGUGUUAGCCUCAUAGUUACGUGAUACCACGAAUCUUAACUUGAUAUCUAGUUAAUGUCUCAACUGGUGGCAGCCCUGGACACUCUUGGGACUAUCAUUUAUCCGCAUUUUUGUGUUACUGGAAACAUUAAGCAGACAAUCAAAUAAUUUUCUCGAUAAUUGUCUAGUUAACGCGAAUCUGUUCGCAAAACAUAUGUAGUAGAAAUAUUGCACAGUAAUAUUUUCAAUGGUAGUCCGAUUUCAUAUUUUUUUUCUGUGUUAUGAAUGACUAGAAAAUGUUUGUCGUUAUGAGCACGUAAGACAAAGGUGUCCACACCUGACAACUGUACUUAAAAAGAGUAAGUGACUGGCUGUUCAAAAAGUGAAUGCCCUUUGAUGUCUUACACAUGGUAUGCAAUAAAGUUGCUUGACUCGAAUCGAGGUCGAAAUCUGUUGAUCGAUAACUUGCAUGUAAUAAAUCUGUAUAAAUAGGGGAAAAAAGUUCACCAAUAAGUAUCAUCUCAGCCCAAAACAAGAUAAGGCAAGAUAUGAAUUUUGCAUGUUUGCGUUUAACAAUUACAUUUUAGCGUAGUAAUGCAGAAUGUGCU